Molecule: messenger RNA, 921 nt
Organism: Hansenula ciferrii
Lineage: Eukaryota; Fungi; Ascomycota; Saccharomycetes; Phaffomycetales; Wickerhamomycetaceae
Gene: CDC21
Product: thymidylate synthase
Exons: 1
Coding region: 1-921 (306 amino acids)
Biological process (GO): dTMP biosynthetic process
Cellular component (GO): mitochondrion; cytosol
Molecular function (GO): thymidylate synthase activity
Source: RefSeq, a predicted model, not a curated record
AUGACCCAAGAAGAAAAGAAACAAAAGGUAUCAACAAACCUUGAAGAAAAAGCCUAUUUAGACCUUUGUGAACGUAUCAUAAAUGAAGGUGAACAUCGUCCAGAUAGAACAGGUACUGGGACAUAUAGUAUAUUUGGUCCACCACAAUUAAGAUUUAAUUUAAAAGAUGAUACAUUCCCAUUAUUAACUACCAAAAAAGUCUUCACAAAGGGUAUCAUAUUAGAAUUACUUUGGUUUAUUCAAGGUUGUACAGAUGGUAAAAAAUUAAGUGAAAAAGGUGUUAAAAUUUGGGAAGGUAAUGGAAGUCGUGAAUUUUUAGAUAAAUUAGGUUUAACUGAUAGACGUGAAGGUGAUUUAGGUCCAGUUUAUGGAUUCCAAUGGAGACAUUUCGGUGCUAAAUAUACUGAUUGUGAUGCUGAUUAUUCAGGUCAAGGUGUUGAUCAAUUAGCUGAAGUUAUUCAUAAAUUGAAAACAAAUCCUUAUGAUCGUCGUAUUAUAAUGUCUGCAUGGAAUCCACCAGAUUUCCCAAUUAUGGCAUUACCACCAUGUCAUGUUUUUUCACAAUUUUAUGUUAAUUUUCCUAAAGAAGGUAAACCACAAUUAUCAUGUUUAUUAUAUCAAAGAUCUUGCGAUAUGGGUCUUGGAGUUCCUUUUAAUAUUGCUUCUUAUGCUUUAUUAACUAAAAUGAUUGCAAAAGUUGUUGAUAUGGAUUGUGGUGAAUUUAUACAUACUAUGGGUGAUUCUCAUGUUUAUAAAGAUCAUGUUGAUGCUUUAAAAGAACAAAUUACAAGAGAACCUUAUGAAUUCCCAAAAUUAAUUAUUAAAAGAGAUAUUAAAGAUAUUGAUGAUUUUACUUAUGAAGAUUUUGAAAUUGUUGAUUAUAAAUCACAUCCAAAAAUUGCAAUGAAAAUGAGUGUUUAA